AUGGCUACGGUGGACGCUAUCCUGGCCGCCAAAUAUCCGGCGAAAGCUCAUGCACGCCGUGUGGCCGAACGUCUCCAACCCCAUCAAGAUGGACGCCCUGGAAUCAUCUAUCUGGAGGCGCAAAAAACUCGAUUGAUUGAAGACAAUGACGAGCCAGUGCCAUUUAGGCAACGUCGUCCAUUCUUCUACCUAUCAGGGUGCUUGUUACCCGAUUCAUCUCUGGUUUAUGACAUUACUGAGGACAAAUUGACUCUCUUCAUCCCUCCAGUUGAUCCUGAGGAUGUCAUUUGGUCUGGCCUUCCGCUAUCCACAGAUGAGGCUUUGCAGCAGUACGACGUCGACCGUGUGUCAAUCACAACAGAAGUCAAUAGCACACUUGCCUCUAUCGCGUCUGCGCACGGUGGCCGAGCAGUUGCCUAUAACAUUGCUGAUCAAGUAUCCCCAGAGACGAAGUUUGAUGGCUUCUCUGAGAUUAACAAAUCUGUGCUGAAGGGUGCCAUUGAGCAAUCCCGCGUGGUCAAGGAUGAGUAUGAAAUCGCACUCAUACGCAAAGCGAAUGACAUCUCUACCAAGGCUCACGUUGCAGCGAUCAAGGCCUCGAUAAUUGCUGAAAAUGAGCGUGAAAUUGAAGGCGCUUUCAUUGCAACUUGCAUCGCCAACGGUGCCCGGGAGCAGGCCUAUCACCCUAUUGUAGCUUGCGGUGAGAAUGGGGCUACUCUGCACUACGGCAGAAACAGCGAUGCCCUCAUCGACCCUGUCACCAAAAAGAAGAAAAGAAAUGUGCUCAUUGACGCGGGUGGGGAGUACCGUACCUACUGUUCGGACAUUACCCGUGUCUUUCCUCUAGGUGGAGGAUUCACCACGGAAACACGACAGAUCUACGAAAUAGUGUUGCAGAUGCAAGUAGAAUGUAUUGAAAUGCUACGGGACGGGGUUCAGUGGGAAGAAGUGCAUGCGCACGCCCACCACGUCGCGAUCCGUGGUUUGCUCGAGCUAGGGAUCUUACGCGGUUCAGAGGACGAGAUCUUUGAGAAAAGGGUUAGCGUCGCUUUCUUUCCUCAUGGUCUUGGUCAUUAUCUGGGAAUGGACACUCAUGAUACUGGUGGUAACCCGAAUUACGCGGAUAAGGACACUAUGUUCAGGUAUCUUCGUGUCAGGGGGCGUUUGCCUGCGGGAUCGGUGAUCACGGUGGAGCCAGGUAUCUAUUUCUGCCGAUUCAUUAUUGAACCUUACCUCAAAUCUUCCGAAUCAAGCAAAUACAUCGAUACUGAUGUCCUUGAGCGGUAUUGGAGUGUCGGCGGAGUUCGCAUCGAAGAUAAUGUCCUUGUGACUAAGGACGGAUAUGACAACCUGACGACUACGCCCAAAACCGUGGAGGAGAUAGAAAGUUUGGCUGCCUAA
Molecule: messenger RNA, 1401 nt
Organism: Aspergillus clavatus NRRL 1
Lineage: Eukaryota; Fungi; Ascomycota; Eurotiomycetes; Eurotiales; Aspergillaceae
Product: aminopeptidase P family protein
Exons: 3
Coding region: 1-1401 (466 amino acids)
Molecular function (GO): metalloaminopeptidase activity; manganese ion binding
Source: RefSeq, a predicted model, not a curated record